AUGGAUAUCUGGAAUCGUGCAUCUUCUGGUGGUGCUUCUUCCAUUAACAAGGCACCGUUGGCUUUUUCAAAGACGGUGAUGGAGAAGGCUCAUUUUGAACAACAAGGGAGAGUUCGUGUUGAUGAGAAAAAUUUAGAUGUAGACCGUGGAGAAGUUUACUUUUUGAUUCUGCGUUUUCUAUCUUCUGGGCCAUUCCAUAGGACUUCUAGACAAUUCCGGGAUGAAGUUUUAGAACAUGAGCUUCUACCAAGAAGAUAUCAUGCUUGGUUUUCAAGAAGUGGUGCACAUAGCUGGAAUGAUAAUGAUGAUGGUGUCUCUCUUCCUUUAAGUUAUGAUAAAUUGGCAGAAAGGUAUCGUCAUAUUGAGAAGGAUCAUUUGGUAAAGCUUCUGAAACAAUUGCUGCUGAACACAGAUUCUAUGCUUGGCGAGGCUGGAGGGAAUACCCUAAAUGCAGCUCAUGUUCCCACAAUACUGGGAUCUGGUGAGAGGAGUAUGCAUAAGCAAGCUAAGCCCCUGCCAACGAACCUGCGUUGGCCUCACAUGCAGAUUGAUCAGGUGCAUGGGCUGAGUUUAAGGGAAAUUGGAGGAGGUUCUGCAAAGCACCAUCAUGCUCCAUCCAUUUGCUAUGCUUGUUAUGCCAUUGCUAAGCCAUUGACAAUGGUGCAAAAGAUGCAAAAUACAAAGAAGUUAAGGGGACACCGCCCUGCUGUCCAUUGUGUAGAACUAUUGCCUGUAUCCCUAGCAAUAUUUGAUCCCUCAGGGAGGUAUGUUAUUACUGGUUCAGAUGAUCGUCUUGUCAAGAUUUGGUCAAUGGAGACUGCAUUUUGCCUGGCCAGCUGCAGAGGACCCGAAGGUGACAUUACUGACUUGGCUGUAAGUUCAAACAAUGCUUUAGUGGCAUCCGCUUCCAAUGAUUUUGUCAUUCGAGUGUGGCGCUUGCCAGAUGGGGUGCCCAUUUCAGUCUUGCAGGGCCACACUGGAGCUGUUACUGCCAUUGCAUUUAGUCCCAGGCUGGGCUCUGUGCAUCACCUUUUAUCUUCUUCAAUGAGAUGUUCUGAUAUGGAGAUGUUUUAUUCUAUUGCCUCCUGGCUGGAGCCACGUGUUUAUUUAUCUGACUUGGCAUUGUUAGAUAAUCUGCCAAUAUGCCUAUUUGUAGGUCAUCAGAUGAUGGAACUUGUCGAAUUUGGGAUGCUAGAUGUUCCCAAUGUAGUCCAUGAAUUUAUUGUGCCAAAGCCUUCAGAUGCUCUUACUGGGAAGAGCGUGCUUCUAGUAAUGGACCUUCCUCAAGUAAUGGUCCACAGAGCAAUCAGAUAUUGUGUUGUGCUUACAAUGCCAAUGGAACUGUUUUUGUCACUAGAAGCUCUGAUACUUAUGCUAGAAAAAUACUUCCAGGUUUGGAAUGCCUGUAAAUCUAACACAGAUGUGUCAGAGCAACCUAUACAUGAGAUGGAUGUAUUAUCUGGCCAUGAGAAUGAUGUCAAUUGUGUUCAAUUCAGAUCUUCAAUGUCUGACACUUUGAAGGAGGAUAGUGGUCUCUCAAUAGAUUCGUUUCCACUUUCAGUCAUUUAUUGUCAAUGGUCCAUAUCUAGAGUUAGUUUGAUUUUAAGGUUCUGUCAUGAGAAAAUAGUUACCUGCUCACAUGAUGGCAAUGCAAUCAUAUGGAGAUCUAUAUCACGGAGAUCGCAUCCUUACGUUUUAGAUGUUCAUCCUUUCAACCCUCGGAUAGCUAUGAGUGCUGGGUAUGAUGGUCGAACGAUAGGGUGGGAUAUGUGGGAGGGCAUUCCAAUUCACAUAUAUGAAAUUGGCCGUGUCAAGUUGGUUGAUGGGAAGUUUUCUCCGGAUGGGACAUCAAUUGUGCUUUCUGAUGAUGUUGGCCAAAUACACUUGCUAAACACAGGCCAGGGUGAGUCUCAAAAGUAUGCCAAAUAUGACCAGGAUGGUUGUUUUGGUUAUAUUAUAUUUCUCAUGCAGUUCUUCCUUGGGGAUUAUCGACCCCUUAUCCGUGAUGUUGCAGGAAACAUUCUUGAUCAGUAUGAGAUCGUUUCUGGUGCAGGAGACACAACUCGCUCCACAUUGAAGGAACAUCGAAGAUCCUCUGUGUGA
This is a messenger RNA of Dovyalis caffra, 2103 nucleotides long. NCBI's taxonomy places the organism in Eukaryota, Viridiplantae, Streptophyta, Magnoliopsida, Malpighiales, Salicaceae. The record is from the annotation of a GenBank genome assembly.